Messenger RNA from Spirodela intermedia, 7791 nucleotides. Lineage: Eukaryota; Viridiplantae; Streptophyta; Magnoliopsida; Alismatales; Araceae. The record is from the annotation of a GenBank genome assembly.
AUGAGAGGUGCAGGCCGCGGGCGCCACGAUCGCACCCUGUAUCUCCUCGGGUGGCUCGUGCUAGCCGGGGCCUUCUUCGCGCUGCGAGUGCCGAGUCUCCGCAGUCUCGGCUUCCCUCCGGGUUUCCCGUUCUUGCGACAUAACCUUCGCGACAAUGGGAGCGUUAGAAGCUCCACGACCGCCAUCUCCGACAACCCUUUAGAGGACCGUCGCGUCUCCAUGUCCAAAGCUCGGGUGUAUGCCGACGUCAACGUCCUCCGCCCCAAGGAAUAUUGGGACUACGAAUCGCUCACCUUGCAGUGGGGGUAAAUGGUUAAGAAUCCCGACCGUAAAUUGUUAUCCAAAACUCCAGCACUAUUUAUUUCGUUUACAUUUUGUUUCAUUGUAUUUCUCACUUAUUCUGUUUGAUCGGGGUGGGACAGAUGGGGUUCACAUUGUUUACGUAAAGCUUCGAGGUGAGAAAAUAGGAUGUGCGUGUUGUGAAUCGAAAACUUUUACAUGUGUGAGUGAGAAAGAGAGGGAAUGACAGUGACGAUACUACUGUCGACAUCUUCUUCUUUGCCCUAUUUGGAAAAUACUGUGAAGAUCUCCUCGUACCCGAUUGUGGCUUGGAAAUUUGACAUGAAGAGCGAUACAUAAGAACUGAGGUAAUCAUUACCGUCGAUGGAGAAGUUUAAGUCGUAUCAUCCACUUUUGGGAUGCUUCUGUGGCUCAUUAGUUGUUGUGGAUUCACAAAGUAUUGAUUCCACUGUACUAUUAAUGAUCUGUCCCGUAGUUUAUUCGUGGCCAAGGUAAAGGAUGACCAAUAGCAGUUCCUCUCUAUAUUUUUUAAAUUUAUUUUUGGUUGUAACUCAUUGAAGUAAUCGAUAUUCCUGACUUUUUGGUGAAAUUCCAAUGGUGUUCUUUCAUAUUGUGUCCCUUGAUGUUUCUUGAUACACUCUCUUGUCAGUACGUUCAUGGGCGAUCAAGAGGAUGACAAUUUUGUGAGAGUAGAAAAGGGAAAAUUCCCCACACACUUACCAGGAAGCACUCGUGUUGCCUAAUCGUUAGGAGACCAUCCAACUGGGAUCUUUUGCACUAGAAUUGCCCUCAAAAUGUCCUCAGUGAAUGCAGUGCUGGACGAGGGAAAUUCCAUCAGUGUUGGAUGUUUGCCUUAAUCAUCAGAAUCUCCCAUUCUAAUGAAAGAAUCAGGUGUCACCAAGUGGUUUGAAGGCAUGAAAUUUACUUUUCUAACUAUAGUCUAUCUCCAAAACUUUUACAUUAGUAUGUAAUCGCUUUUGUAGUAUAUAGGGUUUGGCGUAAUUAGUUGUACUCAGGAAAUGUGAUUAUUUACUCUGGAAAAAUGGACGGUCUAAGUUCAAACAGAUUAUUAAUCAUGACUUAAGGAUCGACAUAAUUUGGAAGCGUAUGGCCAUAUUACUUCAGUUUUUAUUCUACAACUGGAAAUUGAAUAUUUGGGGUAGAUAUCGUCGAAUGAGUUCUGGCAGAAAACGAGCAGAAAAGGAUUGUACUCAAAACAAGCAUAGGAGUUUGAGGACUGAUUAAUGAAACUAAUUGAACAUAUUCAUAUGUCUACUGUAACAGGACAAGGGAGAUUUGGAAAUUGCAAAGUGCCAUUGCAUGCCAGCGUCAAGCUUUUGAACCAGCGAGCUAUUGAGCUGGGAAAUGAAUGAUCAUCAUUGUACAGCCUCUGGUUGAUUGCGGGACAGAAAGCACUGUGGAUAAAUUUGCAUUCCUGAUUAAGAAGCUGCACAUUUCAUCUGUUUGAUAUCAUGCGUUGGACAAGGGACGGAUUAUUUGUUGAAAACAGGUGGAAGGUGUUAUUUAAGAAAGAAAUAUGUGCCUGUCAGAGUUUGUGGUUGCCUUUUUUUUCGAUUUCUGGGAAUUUAACUGGUCAUCUGGCUAUUGUUUUCUGUUAGGUCGUAUCUUUUCCUUCCGGUCUCAUGUCCUACCAAAUUAGACAUCGUUUCUAUCCUCCUACAUUGUUUAUUUUGUUUACCUUAAAAUGAACAUGUUGUCAUGAUUCAUGGUAUACAUUGAAGAUGAAUGAUUCCUAGUUCACACAGUUUAAUAGGUCAGCUGUCGUAAUUUUUUAUCCAGUAAAAUGCCCGACGUGUGGUAUGUAAAAUGAGUGCACCAACAAACUCUGUCAUGACCUUGAAAGUAUUCCACUUCUGUACUGUAGUUGAUUAUAACAAUCUAUGUGACAAAUAGUGGGGAUUGGAUUGAUAUUAAGUAAAUUCAAUGUUUAAUUAUAAUGUAAAUUUGGUGCUUGGGAUUGACUUUGAAUUAUUUUUUUGUUCUCCAACAUUUGAUGCUUCUACAAGUAUCCAAUUAUUUCCGAUAAGAUAUUUGGUAUCCAAAACACCCUUUUUCAAAAUUUAAAGCAUUUCUUUUGGUAAAUCAAUUUUGAAGCGGAGUGAGAAAGUUUAUCUCACUUUCUUAAUCCCCUGAUUAUUCCAUCGAAAGAAACAUAACAUUCAUUUGCCUAUCUUGGCUGAAUUGAUAUUUCUCAGUGAUCAAGAUAAUUAUGAGGUUGUACGAAAAGUUGGCCGAGGAAAAUAUAGUGAAGUUUUUGAAGGCAUAAAUAUAAACAAAAAUGAACGCUGCAUCAUCAAGAUCCUCAAACCAGUCAAGAAAAAGAAGGUGCAGAAUUAUCACUCACCAAUGCAAAUUAACAUUAUUUAAAUUUUAUAUACGACUUUUUUAUUAUUCCUUUCGUUUUCAGGUCUUGAAAGAUGCACUCUUUCGUGGGAACUUAGUCAUUCUAUUUUCAUUGCAUUUGCAGAUAAAGAGGGAAAUCAAAAUACUUCAGAAUCUUUGUGGAGGCCCAAACAUUGUAAAGCUACUUGAUAUUGUUAGAGAUCAGCAAUCAAAAACUCCUAGCCUGAUAUUUGAAUAUGUUAAUAGCACGGAUUUCAAAGUUUUAUACACCACACUGACAGAUUAUGACAUCCGUUACUACAUCUAUGAGCUUCUUAAGGUAUCUUUUCGAUCCAUUCCCUUGCUAACUUACUGUUUCGGAAAAGUCGUGGGAAACAGUCAUAUUUUAAUCCAUGCCAUUGGGUAAUUUUGCUUGAUGAUUGUGUAGACAUUAAAGUUAUAUCUAUGGACAAAGCAAGAACGAGACUACUUGUGCUUUAUCUAAAUUAUGGUUGGCAUAUUGUCUUGUCAACCUUGGGUUCCCAAUUCCAGGGCCUCCUUUUGGUGGAAAUUUCUUUGUUCAAUAAGUGAAAACGGUAUCUUUUGAUGUAACUACUGGUUGUUUCCUGUAAAUGGUUUGCUUGUACGUGUAUAUUUCUUUUCUUAGUGGUCUGACUAGAUAAUGAUUCACUGCCACCUAACCUUAUAGAGUAUUUUUCAUUAAACCGUUACUGUGGGUGAUUUGAUCCUUUUUGCGGAUUAGGAAAUAAAGACUCCUUAUACUUCCUAACAUUUUAAGAAAUUCUUAUCUUAAGAGCAUCUUCUGUGGAUUGUAUUUUCCCUUAGUGUAGCUGAUGUCAGCAUUGCUAUUCUCACACAUAAAAUAUGUUUCGAUUUCGAUUACACUCUUGAUUAGUUUCAUGAUAGUUGACAGGUGAAUGUUAAGGUCUCCUGUUUUUACUGUCUAAUGGCAGGCCUUGGAUUAUAGCCAUUCUCAAGGAAUAAUGCACCGUGAUGUAAAGCCUCAUAAUGUUAUGAUUGAUCAUGAGAUGCGUAAGCUACGGCUUAUAGACUGGGGUCUGGCUGAGUUUUACCAUCCUGGGAAGGAAUAUAAUGUCCGUGUCGCUUCAAGGUAAUGUGGGCACAUUGCCACCUAGAAAAUCAAGUGCUGAAGAUAAUUUUCAUUAAUAUCUUUGCAUUUUGUCAAUUAGUAUAGCUUUUUUAUCCAGCAACAUUAUUGGGUUAUUUAUGCUAUUUGACUAUCAUAAAUGAUGCUUGAAGAUCAUAUUUUCUGAUUAUCAUGAGAAAAGUGGAACGUGUGACACCUCUAGAAUCAUCCUGGUCUACAGAUGUACAUUUAUACAUACGCUCAAACAUGCAUGCAAAUCAGGCAUUGGGAUGAAGAUAUUUGUCUUUGAUGUUAUCUUUUCCCUCUUCUAGAUAUGAACAAACAUUCGAAUGUUUGACGUCCGGACUGCAAGAGCUCUCUAAACUCACUCUUACUCUGGCAGUCAUUUAUUUGCUAUCGGAAGUUUUCCAUUUUUCGUUUUUCUUUAAGCCGCUAGUUUAAAGUGUCCACUUGAGAGUAGUGUGGACUGAUCGUUUGUAUUUGAAAUGCUUGAAUGGUGAUAAAAUUUUCACCUUUCAUCUGUUUUUGGUUCAAUAAGUCAGGGAGCUUAAUUAGUGAAGUCAUCAGACUCCUGCAUUAUUCCUUAUUUGCUAAUGGUCGGGAUUUCAUAUCUGUGGCUUAAUGAUUAUUGAAAGUAGAGUGCCAUGUUUUUAGAAUUCAGAGUGUUUGAAGAUUGCCUUGGUUUUCCAUUGGCCCCUUGUAAGGAUGCAGGGCUUCUUGAAUAUUUGGGUUUUGAAAUGCUCCUGAGGUUUUCUGAAAAUUAUGUUCAAUCCAACUGCUGGAGUUUUUUUCUCUAUCAAUUUAUUAGGUAUCCUCACCUCGCUACUUUUUUGCUCAGUUGUAGUGUGUGGUACUGGAGAUCCAGAAUUGACAUGGUUGAAACUUUUCUCUCAUCUGCACAAUGCUCUUUCACUUUAUUCAUCGUUUCUAGUGGAGGUUAAUAGCCAUCCCAAUUGGUCUGUUUUGGAGAUGUUCAGGCUAAUAUUUUUGUCAGGUGCUCAUAUAAUUUACGUCGUUUAUUUUAUCGUCCUUACUUUUAUUCUUACCAGAUCUUUCAAGGGACCUGAGCUCCUUGUGGAUUUGCAAGAUUAUGACUACUCUCUGGAUAUGUGGAGUCUUGGUUGCAUGUUUGCUGGCAUGGUCAGCUCAUCUUUUACAUUAAAAUGUUUUUUGUAUCCACUGAGAAAAAUAUUUAUCUGGCUCACUGUUUUCCCCUUUUUAAUAACUAGUUUUUUCAUAUUUCCUAGUCAUUAAUUUACUGCUAUAGGUCCAGGAAGUAUAUGCAGUCAUUUUUUGAGAGCUGCGUUUGCACACAAAUAAUCACUUCCAUGAUACUCAGAGACUAAGCUUCAACAUCAUACUGGCUACUAACGAAUGUCAUUCGCCCUUACCCUUAUUUCCGUUGUCUCUUCCUUUCCAUGUACUGGCGCAUUGUCAAAUUACCAUAGCUUUUCAAUAUAUGGUUUUCAUUCUGAAGCAAUAUGCAAACAGGAUCCUUUUUUUUUUAUUCAUUAAUGAUUAGUUAUUUUUUUCUGAUGGAUUAUGUAUUGUUUAAAAUCUUAAUUGUGCUUUUGUGCGAAUGAUUUCCUAGUGUUUCUGUUUUGGGUUGUAAGUUCUUUGUAUAUUUUCAUUUGCAGAUAUUUCUCAAGGAACCUUUCUUUUAUGGCCAUGACAAUCACGCGCAACUUGUGAAAAUUGUGAAGGUGAUAAUGUUAUUCUGACUUCUUUCUAUAUGGUUUCUUCACCGAUGACUUUCUCUUUUGACUUGAAUCUAACUGUGAAACAUUUUAAACGAAGAGAUGAACCAUUUUCCUUUCAAGGCUACUGUUUUUCCGGCUUAGAGAGUAGUAUGACCAGUGGUAAAAGAUGAUUGAUAAAAAAAUCAGAUGAGAGGUCGAUAUUUCAACACAGUAUCCUGCUAUUUCGUGUCAAUAUUAAAUUAAUAGGUAAUUAUAGGGGGUCAAACCUUCCAAAAAUGGCCUUAUCAUAAUAAGUAUCAGCCAGACGUGCUGACGUAUAAAACUAUAUUUGCAGAGCAGAUAGUCGACAUAUGAAUGGUACCAUCUGAUGGUAUGUCUAAUUUGGCUUAUGGAUUUAGGAUCCAUGUUGGAUAGUGCAAUAAGAGAAGCCUUAUAAUUUUUAAUUCAUGAAAAUUCAUAACCCAUUGAAUCAUGGUAGUGUGAUUACAAUAAAUAAACAUUUAAUUCAAAUUUUGAGGAUCAUAAUUUUGUAUGGAAGGUUCUCUUAGUACAACUUGUAGAAUAUCUUCAAGUGGGGAUCAUUUUUAAAAGUGCCCUUAUCUGAUUCUAGAGGCCUGCCAUUCUCGGAGAAGAUGGUGGUGUGCUAGGAAGCGUGUAUCACUAGUGAGAGGCAGAAUUUGACAGUCGACAGACCUUGUCUAAUCGAAGUGGAAUGGGGGAUGUGGGACUCUUACUGUAUUUUCUGAUCAAGUUACAAGUACCAUUUGGUUUCUUGUUUUUUGAGUGAUGCAGCUGAUUGGCAUCGCACAUCUAGCCACAGUAGCUUGAACCCUUGCUAGGAAUGCUAUUCUUACGAGUAUUCUUCUGUUAGUUGGAUUAAUAUUUUUACUCUUUGUAAGAAAAAAGGGGUAUGCUCAGAGUUAUGAAUGCAUAUUGUUUUAAAAAAUGAAUUAGUUAGAUAUUCUUCUAGCAAGGUUCCAUGUGUUCAACGUUACUUACACUUUUCUAUAGGAAAAGUAAAUACUCAUUAUAUCAGUAAAAUUCUCUUAAAGUUGGUAUUUAUUUAUUCUUUCAGGUUCUUGGCACAGAUGACCUGUACUCUUACUUGAAUAAAUAUCGUUUGAAGCUCGAUCAUCACCUGGAGGCCCUCGUUGGGAGGUAUACGUUAUUAGCAAUGCAGCUACAUUACUUUGAAAAAGGGGGACUUUUGUUGCUUUGUGCGUAAUUUUGAAUCUUUUCUUCUAUAUGAUGAUUGUCAAUGGCGUUGUUUGACAUCAUCAUAAUUGUAGCAUGAUUCAAUGGGGUUGUCUUAGUUCAAUAAAGGAUUCAAGGAUUUGAAUAUUCUCUGCAUCUGGCUACUCUUCCUGAGUAUCAAAACCCACCCUCCACAAGUGACAUGAACAAAUCUGUAGUUCCCAUUUGACUAGAUAUUGGGUAGAAAACUGCAUUUUUCGAUGGAAGAACCGGUAAUUGCUUAGACGAAGUCCAGACAGAGGACGAUGGACUCAAAUUGAAGAUUUUGUGAUCUUAUCUUAUGCAUAACACUUCCGUGAAGAUAAUGAUAAUGUUUUGUUUUCCUGCAGGCACCGUAGGAAACCUUGGUCCAAAUUCAUCAAUGUAGAAAAUCGACACUUGGUUUUUUCAGAGGUGAUUUGUUUCUGUGUCCCUCGAGUUUCUGAUGAGUCAAUUCUUUAAAUGAGUUCCAAUUACUGAUGCAGGCCAUAGAUUUUCUAGACAAGCUUCUUCGUUAUGAUCACCAGGACCGGCUUACUGCAAGAGAAGCAAUGGUAAAUUUCUGGAUUUUUUAUGUUUCGUCAUGUGGGGGUGGUUGCGAUAUUUUAUUUUUCUACAGAGUAAUCUGUUAAUAUCCCCGAGUGGCGAAAUAUAUUAUGAUAGAUAACCUUAAAGGAACGCUCCGAUUUUGCUUUUAGUGGAACGAUCGUGAUGGAUCAAGGGUUAGACGCUUCUCAAUUUUAUUGCUUCAUAUGCAAAUUAAUACCAUCCUGGUAGAAUCUGUGGUCAUCACCUGAAACUCGAAGAGCUACGAAGGAAUGGAAAUCCCAAGAAAGUCAAUUUACAUGCUUGCUGGAUCAUUACCUUCUUCUGCUGGUGCUUGAAUGAUGAUGUUCCAGGAUAUCUUGAUACAUUGAUCGAAAUGGUGGCUCAUUGGACUGGACUAGGAAACGCUCUCGCUCCAUAUCCUGUGGUCUAUCUGGGUCCUUCUAUAGCGUGCUGAUCUUUCGUCUCCUAUAUUUCCAGGCGCACCCGUAUUUCUUUCAGGUGAGAGCUGCAGAGAAUAUUAGGAACCGCAUCCAGUGA